AUGUCAAUCAAACCAAUUGCAAUUGCUCCACCACAGCCAUCGACGCAAAGGGGUCAAUCAUCACAUCUUUCAUACGAUGCAGUUAAUGAUCGAUUGGCUUAUGUUAAUGGGAAAUCAGUAAUCAUUCGAUCAGCCGAUUACAAUUCCAACUCUCCAGUUGUUGUUUUUACCAAGCAUAUACAUCCUACCACCGCGGUAAAAUUCUCACCAUCCGGGUUUUACGUAGCUUCAGGUGAUGAGUCUGGACAAGUCAAAAUCUGGGAUGCUGCACCAAAGAAAGGGGACGAUGAUGUAUUUGAGCCCCCUAUCAUAAAGAGUGAAUUCCAGGUCAUGUCGGGUCCAAUCAGAUCGAUAGCUUGGGAUGCAGAUAAUGCUAGAAUCAUAGCAGUCGGUCAGGGAAAAGAAAAGUUUGGGCAUGCUUUUUCUUGGGAUUCAGGUAAUUCAAUUGGUGAUAUUCAGGGCCAUAGUUCCACAAUAAAUGCCGUCGAUAUCAAGCCACAAAGGCCUUAUAGAGCUGCUACUGUAAGUGAUGACUUUGCAAUGGUUUUUUUCCAAGGUCCACCAUUCAAGUUUGACAAAAGCUUGCGAGGAAAUCACACAAACUCAGUUCGUGAUGUCAAGUUUAGCCCAGAUGGAAAUUUUUUGGUUUCGGUUGGGUCUGAUAGGGCUAUUUGUAUCUACCAAGGUAAAACUGGUGAAUUUAUCAAGAAAAUUGAAAAUGGUCAUGAUGGAGGUAUUUUCGCUGUUGCAUGGACUCUGGACUCUGAGAAAUUCGUUACUGCAUCUGCUGAUGGGUCGAUUAAAACUUGGAGUGUGAAUGAUGGACUUAUACAGACUCUUAAAGCUACCGAAAAGCCAUCGAUUUUUCAACAGUUGGUGGGCUUGGCAGUGACAAAAGAGUACAUAAUAAGUUUGACCUAUGGUGGUGAAUUGGAGUACUUUAAAGACGGUGAGCUUGUUCAAGUGGUACAGGGUCACCAAGCCCCCAUAACCAAGUUAGCUAUCUCUGGAAAGAUCCUAUAUAGUGGAGGAUCGGACGGGAAGUUGUACAAGAGCGAGAUAGAACCAAAGGGAUUGAAACCAAACCCAACAAGACAGGGUAAGGAUGGAGAUGAGCAUAGUAACUAUGUGGUUGAUUUAUUGACGGUGGACGAAUCUUUGUACUCCAUAGGUUGGGAUGAUGCAAUUAAGAGAUGGAAGGAUGGGAAAGUGGUAUCCUCUGCCAAAUUGCCCUCGCAACCAAAACAGUUGAGCAAAAUUGGUGACAACAUCGUUGUCCUUCUCGAAUCUGAUUUACAAUUGUACAGCAAGGAUCUCGAAUUGGUAUCCUCAUUGGACCUUGGUUUUUCCAGCACAAACGUGGCGCCUUUAUCAAAAACAAUCUUGAUGGUUACGAAUGUUUCCAAGAACACCAUUGUUGGAAUUGAGAUAGAGGCGGGGAACAAACUCUCAGUCACCUCCCAACAGUUCCCCACAUUAAGAACUCCACCAACUUUAAUAAGAGUAUCACCCGAUGGGGAGCACUUUGCUGUAGCUGAUUCGUCCGGGAAAUACACUUUGUUCAAACUGGAUGGGUCUGUAGUUUCGACGAGAUGGGCUUUCCACACUAGUAAGGUGUAUGACGCCCAGUGGUCUCCAGAUUCCAAACUUUUGUUGAGUGGAGGACUUGAUUGUGGUUUGUUACUAUACUCAGUAGACAAGCCAUCCAAGGUUGUCAAGUUUCCCCUUGCACAUGCUUCUGGAGUAACAAGCUUAACGUGGCUGGAUUAUGAUAAUGAAAAGCAAACGGGCCAGUUUGUUUCUUCAGGUUUAGAUGGCACCAUUAGACAAUGGGAGUUAAAUAGAUAA
This is a messenger RNA of Lodderomyces parapsilosis, 1848 nucleotides long. RefSeq lists its product as uncharacterized. Gene Ontology annotation, molecular function: actin filament binding. The transcript has a single exon. Gene Ontology annotation, cellular component: cortical actin cytoskeleton. The coding region runs from base 1 to 1848 and encodes 615 amino acids. Gene Ontology annotation, biological process: actin filament depolymerization; positive regulation of actin filament depolymerization. The record is from RefSeq and is a predicted model, not a curated record. NCBI's taxonomy places the organism in Eukaryota, Fungi, Ascomycota, Pichiomycetes, Serinales, Debaryomycetaceae.